AUGGAGGCGCCAACACCAGACAGCACGACCCUGCCACCAAAAGAGCUACCCAGCGCUGGGCCGAGGUUUAGGCGCUACGCGUCCAUCGAGAACCACCAGCUCGAAGCCGAGACCGUGAGGACCGAGGGCCAUGCCGAGGGUGAGUGGGUGGUGAUGGAAAAGGUGCACGGCUCCAACUUCUGUUUCCUCACCGACGGUUCCACCGUUACUGGCGCCCGACGCAAGGCCCUCCUCGCUCCCGGUGACAAGUACUACCCAGGGUGGGAGAUCCUGCUCGAGAUGUACACCGACCGCGUCCUGCGCGCCUUCCAGCUUCUCCAGGAGCACUACGCCGCCCACCCUCCGCCUCGACGCCGGCUGGACGAUGAUGGGAAGCUGCAUCAGCUGUACGUGUACGGGGAGCUGUUCGGGGGCAUGUACCCGGGCCUGCCGACGCCGCCCACGCAGGCGCACGUGCAGAAGGGCAUCUACUACUCGCCCACCUACGACUUCUUCGCCUUCGACCUCCACGACGGCCACGGCUACCUCGACUACGACCUCGCCGAGCGCAUCUUCCAGACCGCCGGCUUCUUCUACGGCGAAGCCCUCCUCAAGGGUACGUUCGACGAGUGUCUGGCGUACCCGCACGAGUUUACGACGACGCUGCCGAAGCGGCUGGGCCACCCGCCGCUGGUGGGUGCGCGGUACGAGGGCUACAAGAACCUGGCCGAGGGCACCGUCAUCAAGCCGGUGCGCAACGCCUACUUCACCAACGGGUCGCGCGUCAUUCUCAAGAAGAAGAUCGACCUCUACGCCGAGAUCAUCGACAUCCGCAAGCGCGAGCCGGUCAAGCGCGACCGCAACGCCAAGCUGGGCGACGACGCGCGCCUCGCGCAGGAGCUCGAGAAGCUCGCCGGCGAGGGCGCCGACGUCGACGUGCGGUGGCUGUGCGACGAGUUCGAGCGCUACGUCAACGCCAACCGGCUCACGGCCGUCGUGUCCAAGAUCGGGUUCGAGGGCGAGGUGCGCCACCGGCUGCGCUACAAGCGCGGGCAGCUGAUCGGCCUGCUGGCCAAGGACGCGCUCGAUGACCUGCUCAAGCGGCCCGAGGCCCGGGCGCGCUACGACGCCGUCGCGCAGAACAAGGCCCGCAAGCAGAUCGUCACCCGCCGCCUCAACACCCUCGCCGCCCGCCCCGUCGCCCUCUUCUUCGAUCCACCAGCCGACGACACCACUGACGUCGACAAUGUCAAUGUCGACACGCCAGCUGCUGACGUCAGCGACACCAAUGAGUAUGUCGUUACAAACAUGUAA
Acanthamoeba castellanii str. Neff is the source of this 1293-nucleotide messenger RNA. Its product is annotated as RNA ligase, putative. NCBI's taxonomy places the organism in Eukaryota, Discosea, Longamoebia, Acanthamoebidae. The record is from RefSeq and is a predicted model, not a curated record. The transcript is spliced from 6 exons. Bases 1 to 1293 code for a protein of 430 amino acids.